CGCUGUCUCUACUUCCUGGAUCAAUAUGGCUAGCCUCCGCACAAUGAAGAUGCUUGCUGUAUUGAGUUUAUUUUCCCUGUAUUUAUUAGUGGACAGUCACAACAUCGAGGACAAAGCGGGGCAGUUCUUCAGCAGCGGCCAUACAAACAACUGGGCCGUACUGGUGUGUACGUCUAGAUUCUGGUUCAACUAUCGUCAUGUGGCCAACACCUUGUCAGUCUACAGAAGUGUCAAGAGACUGGGCAUCCCAGACAGCCACAUAGUUUUGAUGCUGGCGGAUGACAUGGCUUGUAAUCACAGAAACCCCAAGCCUGCUACAGUGUUUAGCCACAAGAACAUGGAACUGAAUGUGUACGGUGACGAUGUGGAGGUGGACUACCGUGGUUAUGAGGUCACGGUGGAGAACUUCCUGCGUGUUCUGACUGGCAGACUGCCGCCCAGCACCCCGCGCUCCAAACGCCUCCUCUCCGACGACCGGAGCAAUAUCCUCAUAUACCUGACCGGUCAUGGUGGGAACGGCUUUCUUAAGUUCCAGGACUCGGAGGAGAUAAGCAACGUUGAAUUAGCAGAUGCCUUUGAGCAGAUGUGGCAGAAAAGAAGGUACAACGAGUUGCUGUUCAUUAUUGACACCUGCCAGGGCGCCUCCAUGUACGAGAGAUUCUACUCCCCCAAUCUGAUGGCCCUGGCCAGUAGCCAAGUUGGAGAGGACUCCCUGUCUCACCAGCCAGACCUGGCCAUCGGAGUCCACCUGAUGGACCGCUACACCUUCUACCUGCUGGAGUUCCUGGAGGACAUUCACCCAGCCAGCACAGCCAACAUGAAUGACCUGUUCAAGGUGUGCCCUAAGAGCCAGUGUGUGUCCACUCCGGGCCAUCGUACCGACCUUUUCCUGAGGGAUCCAGGAAGUGUCCUCAUCACAGACUUCUUUGGCAGUGUCCGCAAAGUGGAGAUCACAAUGGCAACCGUCAACUUAACCAGCUCCCCAGAGCAAGUGGAGGAGAAGCCUGUGCUAGGGGAACCACGGAAAGAGACGCUGUCCUAUGUGGAUCAGCUGCCAGUGUCUGAGAUCAUUCAUCAGAAACCCAAGCAGAAGGAUUGGCAUCCCCCUGAUGGCUUCAUCCUGGGCCUCUGGACUCUCAUCCUCCUGGUUUUCUUCAAGAGCUAUGGUGUCAAGCAUCUCAAACACAUCUUCUGAGGCCUCACCGUUCACCCCGCUGGAUACCCGAGGACUAAAAACCGAAAGGCCUUGGCCCGGCCUGAGCCCAGGAGGCUCACCUAAAGGGAAUUACCAGAGGAAAUAUUUGAGUUUAAUGCACACUUUCUGCCUUGCUCCUACUUCUGUACUAGCAGAGGUGAAUACCAAUUGUGGGGACCUUCACCUAUCAAUUUGUUUUGUGCAUCCAGCCAAUAUUAAUGACAGGUGUUUCCUUUUUUUGUUCUCCGUCUAUAUGAAGUGGACACUGGGUAGAAUUGCAGCCUGGGGAAUUACAAACGCCUGCAAAACGGUGCCGUGUUAUUGGCCCCUUUUCAUCGUGACUCUCGUUAGUAACUACUGUCUACCCACUAACUGUAAACUCUGAUCUGUUUAUUUCGUUUGUAGUUUUAACCUGUUUGUUGAAUGUGAAGGGAGGAAGUACCUAAUAUUCGUCCAGAGGACUCGCAGAUACAAAAGGACCCUUCUCCAAAUGGACACGCCGCAUGCAGAACAUUUUAUUUUUAGCGAAGAGCUUUAGUAAGUCUAUAUAUUUAUUUAAUUCUGUCAGCCUAUUCCAUAAAUCGGUUGAAAAUGCACUGGAUCGAGUCUGCAGAUAAGAAUUUAAUUUAUCUGGAGAGCGUGCUGUUCUGCAUAUUUCAGCACCAGCCUUUUUAUCUAAGUGCCACUCAGAACGACUGCUCGGUCUGGAGGAAAACACGGGCGGAGGGGAUGAUGGUUCGCUUUGAGUCGGCUGCAGAGAGAUUGAUGUCUCUCAUUUGUUUACAUUAUAUCACGUGACACCCCCCCCCCCCGUGUCGCUCCAUGAUGGAUAACAAUCAUGUGAUUCCCUUCUCACUGGACGGGCCUUCGAGUCCGCCAUUCACGAAAUUGCCCUCCCUGCGAAAAUAACCAUUACCUCCACUCGGCCGCGCACUCUGCCGGUUGUGUGUCAGGUGAUAGACGGCCGCUCCUCGGCCCCUUCGUUCCCGUGGCUUCGAUUACUGAAAUAAAAAAAAAAAACCCCGCUAGCCUCCCUGAAAUGAAUCUCGCUUAGGUUCGAUCGCUCCCUCCCUCUUUCUCCCUCUCUCGCUCCUGCAUUAGCCUCAUUGGUGGUGGGGGAGUGUCUGAUGGUUGAAGCGUAUGGAUUGAACCCGUGGUACUUUAUCUUUGCUCUUCGGUGUAGUUUCCCGCCCAUCGGGCCUCUCUGCCUCUCUCCCUCCCGGCGGAGGGGGAAAACGGAUGGAGUGGGGUAUUAAGCCAUGUGCACGGGAGGGCCGCUGCUGUGUCAGCUGCCAUGCGCCCUCUUAUACAUUAUUUAUCCAACACUUUGAUUUCUUCUUUAUUUCCUUCCGUCAUGUAGUCUCGUUCCCGGGGCUCUUUUAGGAGGGAAGCACACAGUUGUUGUUUCCUGUUUUCAUUGUUGUUUUUUUAUGCCUUUAUUAAAGAU
Messenger RNA from Lampris incognitus (smalleye Pacific opah), 2642 nucleotides. It is a transcript of the gene pigk, whose product is annotated as phosphatidylinositol glycan anchor biosynthesis, class K. The record is from RefSeq and is a predicted model, not a curated record. Gene Ontology annotation, cellular component: GPI-anchor transamidase complex. Gene Ontology annotation, molecular function: GPI-anchor transamidase activity. Gene Ontology annotation, biological process: protein localization to cell surface; attachment of GPI anchor to protein; proteolysis. The transcript is spliced from 11 exons. NCBI's taxonomy places the organism in Eukaryota, Metazoa, Chordata, Actinopteri, Lampriformes, Lampridae. The coding region runs from base 26 to 1195 and encodes 389 amino acids.